AUGUCGCGCGGAGUAUUUCCAGACAUCCCGCCCUUAAUUCCCUCCGCCUUUUUGGAUCAGAAAGUCUCGCUUCGCCAACGAAGAUGGGGGCUCCGCCUCCGCCUCGCUCCGGCUCAAGGCCGGGAUCUCGUGCGGCGCCUCGUGCGGCGCCUGCCCCCGGAGACGCGCGCGUACUACGCCAAGUACGCGCGCGAGAACUUCGUCAACUACCGCGACGCCGAUCCCUCCACCUCCCUCUCCGACCUCCUCCGCCGCGCCUACGCCCACUCCACCUGGGUCCUCAACAAGUACUCGCUCGACGAAUCGGCCGUGGCGAAGCUCAAGGAGAUAUAUGGGUGCUGAGCAGUGGCGUUUGGGGCGCGCCUCAUACACGCAUGGGGGGAAUUAUGGCAUGUCGUUCACGAAGGGGGCGGCGCAAAUGAGGAGUUUAACGAGUUGUCGUCCUUCGUAGGAGUCUCCGCCGAUGUUCUCAGGAGACACAGUGAAGCUUUUGGCAUCUAUUCUUGCACUCAAAGGAAACAUCAGGUACCAAAUGUAAACUGCUGCGUGGCAGCAGGGAGACUUUGGUCUUUUGGCUGUUGAUCUUAUCUCCACAGGGGCCAGCUCGACUCCUGAAGUUACCUGAGAGUUACUGGAGCUCAGGGGAAGGCUGUCUUGGGAGACCUUGGAGCUAUUGUAGAAGGGUGAAGAAGGUGUUUGGGAAGUGUUUCGCAGCUCUAACACAGCAGGUAGCUGGGUGGAGGUUUGCUAAGGGGAUUCAGCUAUCAUGGGCAUUGUAGAUAUUGAUAAUGACAAAGCCAAUCCUCAAAUGUGCAGCCUUUAUGCAUCGGAGAUAUAUACAAAUCUGUGUGCUACAGAGAGAAGGGUAUACAUUUGGGAAGUAAGCCAUCAAGUGAACCAACUGAUGUGUUGCAAGCAAGUACUUUGAAAAACUCUGAUGAGUUAGAUAUCCUGUGUGCUCUCUCCGAUAAGCCCCAUAUCCUGAUUCCUGACACUCUUUCAACUCUACUUGUUAUUGCUCUUGAGGCUUGAACUUUGAAGGUUAAUGAUAUGGCAAAAGAAUUGGAUAUCCUGCUAUCAUCCAUAGAACAAGAAGGUGGAUUCUGGGAUGCCUGCACUGUCUUGCAGCAAACUUCAGUUAUGACAUUGGAGGAGGGUCUGCAGAAACUUUCAGCGAUAUCUUGGAUAUGCAAGAACAAAGUAGAAGAUCAACUGAUGAAGGUUCAGGAGCUUUGGAACAAGAAGUUACAGAGUAUGUCCUUGAUGAAAAUUCAGUUCAUUUAACUUGAUGUGUAUUAAAUGUUUGGAUUGGCUCAACUAAAUAACUAAACUCCCUUUUUAUGCGUCAUUGGCUGCAGGAAGUAGUGCCAUAAAUAUAAUGGACUGUCCACUUUGCUUAAUUAUUUCGAAGAUUGUAUUGUAGAAAAUUCUGCAAAAGCUUAAUUUAUAAUAUUAAUGCCUAUUUUGCUAUUUUACAUUAGCUGCUAAUAAUCUCAUAGAUG
Ananas comosus (pineapple) is the source of this 1502-nucleotide messenger RNA. RefSeq names its product LYR motif-containing protein At3g19508-like. The transcript has 11 exons. The record is from RefSeq and is a predicted model, not a curated record. Lineage: Eukaryota; Viridiplantae; Streptophyta; Magnoliopsida; Poales; Bromeliaceae. Bases 1 to 342 code for a protein of 113 amino acids.